GGGAAGAAGACAGGAGGAGAUAAGGGGCUGGCAAAUUCUUGGUAACCUCAGAGAGCCGAGUCUGAUCAGUGCGACCCUGUGGCGAGGGGAAUCAGGAUGGAGGCUAACAGUCCCAGAAAGAUCCAGUUCACUGUCCCACUGCUGGAGCCACAUCUGGACCCUGAAGCUGCAGAACAGAUACGGAGAAGAAGACCAACACCAGCCACACUUGUUCUGAGCAGUGACCAGUCAUCUCCAGAGAUAGAUGAGGAACGUGUCCCCAACCCUUUACAAAAGUCUUUAUCCAUGUCCCCACAUCAGAGGAAAAAAAUGUCCCGUACAACACCCACCAUGAAAGAACUACAACUAUUAGCAGAACAUCAUCUGUGCAAGCAGGGAUCAGAGGAGGAGAAGAUCCCCCAUCUUCAGAACAACCUGGAUGACAGGCCUGACUUGGGAUGCUGUUGCCAUGGUAACACAGCCUCCACUCAAGAGUCGCAUAUACCAUGUAGCUGUUUUACCCAGGAUGGACAGCAAGAGAAUAAUUCCCUGGGAAGGAGACAUGCUAGUCAGGAGGAUUCAUUAGACAGUCUUGUGUCAGAUGGAAAUACGCAAACAUGUGAGCCAAAAAAACAGAGCAGCCGCAUAGCUUUCAUAGAAGACAAAUAGGUCUGAAAAAGCAAAAGGAUUUCUUAUUGAGUAUAAAGGGAGAGAGGAGCCAAAACCCAGCACAGUAUCGUGGGCUUACAGCACAUAAAGGACCGACAGCUCCCUCCUUUUAAAAAUGAUUUUUCCUUACCUCUCUGCUACUGAGAAUCUGGAGUCUGCACUGAGUUCUGAGCAAUAAACUGCAGGCUUCUCUGGAAGCAAAGAAGUUCAAGAAAACAUUGCUUUGUGUUUGAUAUCUUGCCUCUGUACUGUAUGUCUUCUACCUUUUCAAGGGAAGUGUGUAUCUGUAUGCAGAAAGCCAAACUGGCCGCUGCUAUGCCAAUCAUUGUUAGCCCUUAUUAGCCCUCAGGAUGAGUCGGGAGGAUAUAACAUGUGGGUAGAAUAAAAUCAUUUGUGCUUUUUGGGUUUUACCUAAAUGAAAAAAUAACUUUGUGUGUGCAAAAAAUACCUAGGCCCAAGAAAGACUGUAGAUUAAUGUACACUGUACCUAGCAGCUACAUCUAUAGAAGGAAUGCUUACAGAAAGCUCACCUGCAAUACCUUAAAUAAAGAUCACUAAACGUGCCACAUCCCCACACUGCUCCACAACUGCAGCACCUGCAUUGGGAACAUGUAUUUGCCAGAUGCGAUUCGUUAUAAUGUCAAAUUCUUAAUAAAAUGGAGGAAGCCCUUUUAA
Xenopus tropicalis (tropical clawed frog) is the source of this 1323-nucleotide messenger RNA. RefSeq names its product protein phosphatase 1 regulatory inhibitor subunit 1A (gene ppp1r1a). The record is from RefSeq and is a predicted model, not a curated record. Gene Ontology annotation, biological process: signal transduction. The transcript has 7 exons. NCBI's taxonomy places the organism in Eukaryota, Metazoa, Chordata, Amphibia, Anura, Pipidae. Gene Ontology annotation, molecular function: protein phosphatase inhibitor activity. Bases 97 to 648 code for a protein of 183 amino acids.